GCUGAUUGGAUGGAAGCGGCGGUAAUGCUCCACCCAGGGAAAGGCUCGUCGCUCUGACACGCCCCGCCCCGCCGGCUUUGGCAGCUCCUGCUCGCGGAGCGUGUUGGUGGCUCUCCGGGAAGCGAGCUCCGUCCUGGACGGCGCCCUGCCUUGGAAGAAAGCGCGAGAGGGUCCCUGCCGUCAGCACCAAGACAUAACAUGCUGUUAAAAUCUGCUAUAAGGAUUUAAUCACUACUAAAAUGGCUCAAGAUGCCACAGGUUUUACAGAAAAUUCUUUUUGACUAUUAAGUCUUUUCCAUUGUGUUACUAAACACACAUAUUAAUAAUAUUUUUUUUAAAAUGUCGGAACUCAACUCCACAUCUGGAUUAAUAGCAAAUAUUGAAAAUGGAACUUUUUUGGAGCUGUACCCCACCUCUCUCUCAACAUCCAUGGAUUCACCUUCCAAUCGCAUGUCAAACGUCUAUGUUUAUGUUUCAAUCUUCCUUAGCCUCUUGGCAUUCCUUCUUUUGCUGUUAAUUAUUGCACUUCAGAGAUUGAAAAACAUCAUCUCCUCUAGCUCCUCCUAUCCAGAAUACACCAGUGAUGCUGGGAGUUCCUUUACAAAUUUAGAAGUCUGUAGCAUUUCUUCCCAGAGAUCAGCUUUUUCAAACCUUUCAUCAUGAGAAGCCAAGGAAGGAAAUCUAUUGUGCAUGGAAUAGCAUCUCAGUCCAGGUCUUCAACAUGGUCGGAAAACUAAGGCAUGCAAGAUUUGUCAGAGAAGAGUUGAUAUCUGAAUUUUUCCGCUUAAGGUCACAUUCUGAGCUAUGCCUCUAAUAGUCUUGGAAUUUUGCAGUGUUUUUCCCAGCCCCUUCUGAAGAUAAUGAAAAGUACAUUCUUUCUCAAAUCAAUCUGCUUCUUAAAUGAUUAUAAGAAAGCAUCUGUUAUUUUCUCAAUAACAUUAGAAAAACUGUUUGCCUUUGACCUCUUCCAAGAUUUUUUUUUUUUCAACUUCUCAGCCCGGCUUAUGAUUCUGAGAUAUUUGGUGGUCUCUCAUCAAAGUACUACCCAGGUUAAAUGCUAUUUAGGAUUUCAAGAUUAUCCAAGUUUUAAAGGUGCUAUCACCUGCUACAAGGGAGAUACAGCUAUUUAAACUGUACGUGGGAAUAUCUGGCUUCCUGCUUCUGUUUACCGAUAUCAUAGCUCAAGGAUGUUUAACUGUAUUCCAUAGCAAGACCAUUCUGCUACACAAGCAAGACAAUUUUCCUGUAAAUGUGAAACAAAGAAAGAAAGCUAAUAUAAAAUCUAGUUAAUAAUCAUGUUCUUGUAAUUUCCCCAAUACUGCCUGAUCUUUAUAUUUUAGUGGAACAACUAUAAUUAAUGUAUGUACUAAUCAUUGCAGAUUAACUGCAUUUGUUGGAUUUGUAGAAUUACAUACUUUUCUAGAUUAUGCAUUCCCAAUAUAAUAUCCUUUUCAAUAUGUUCUGUGAUGAUCACCACUCACUGAUCUAUUUAAUUUUAUUUUCAAAAAAUAAAGAAAGAAAAAAGAAGGGAAGGGAAGCUAACCUAAUGUGAAACUGGUAUUUCCAACAAUAUCCCAGUCGUCCUGCAGAAAGAAAUGUUAAAAAAAGAUGAACAUGAUGUCUAUAAUCAUAGGUAUAGGUAGUCCUUGACUUACAACCACAAUUGGGACCAGAAUUUGUUGCUAUGCAAGGCAGUUGUUAAGUGAGUCACACUUGAUUUUAUGACCUUUUUGUCAAUUGUUAAUUGAACCACUGCAGUUUUAAGUGAAUCAUUAAGUGUAUCCAGCUUCCCCUGUUGACUUUGCUUUUCGGAAGCUCACUGGGAAGGAUGGAGAUAGUGAACUUGGGAUGCUGCAACUGUCAGAUGUUCACUAGUUACCAAGUUUCCAAAUUCUGAUCACCGUACUACAAUAGUUGUAAGUGUGAAAAUUGGUCAUAAAUCACUUUUUUCAAUGCUGUUGCAACUUAAAACAAUUGCUAAAUGAAUGGCCAUAAGUCAAGGACUACCUGUAGACUGUGCCAAAUAUAUAAUGUACAUUAAAAGGGGCAGGGCUUUGAUAACAUGAUUCUGGCUAUUAUCUUGACUUUUUUAAAUCCCCCCCCCCCCCCGCCAUGUAGAUGCCUGGCCCCAAUAAAUAAAUAUAUUUCAUAUAUGCAACUUCCAACAAAUUUUGAGUUGAGGUACAUUUAUCAGAAAAAAAAUAACAGGUAGGCAGGCUGAAACUCAUGAACAAUUGUGAGCAAUUAUUAUUUAUUAAAGAAAUUUUUGUUGAACCUUCAAACUUCUUUUGGGUUUGUUAUAUAAAAGGUGCCAUGAAGGACAUGCUUUGGAAUAGCCCAAGACAAAAGGCUUAGUUUUACAUGAAUGCACUAUUACUCUAAAUACAAUUUUAACUUCCUGAAUGGACUUGAGGACAGGCUGCUGUGGUUGUUAUUGGUUGUCUGAGCCCACUUCUCAAAUAUGUGGAUUUCAAUUUUCUAAAUUGUCAGCAAAGUUGAUCCUGGCUGAGGAAUUAUGGGAACUGAAGUCUACAGGUCUGGAGGGCACCCAGGUUGGGAAUGCUGAACAAGAGAAUAUCUUAAACAUAGGUGUUUCUGGUUGGGUUCAAAAUUGGCCAAGUUAUGGACUGUGUUGUUGUUACAUCACAACACUCCCUUCCCAUGACUUAAGUACUUUCACUCAGUGUUGAUGUAUAUGUAUAAGAGGCCAAGGUUUGCAUCGUCUUCUUUUUUAAUUAAAAUUUACAUUGGAUGCCUAUGAUCCUAAGGUGAAUGGCAAAGAUGGUAAGGAAGUCCUGGAGGAGCAAUUGAAAAAUCUGGGUAUAUUUGGUUGGAGAAAAUAAGAAGAAAGAAGCCCAAAUGUUCUUAUAAAUAUCUUUAUAGGAAGGACUAUUAAAAAUGGAAACUCACUGUUCUUUGUUGCUUCUGCAAGCAGAGCGGGAGUUAGAUUGCUUCAGUGAGCAGGAUGUAACCUGCAGAGAAGCAGACUUUGCUGAACAUUCAGAAAAGCUACCUAAUAAAAAGAGCUGUCCAAAAGCAAAGCAGAUUUCUUAUACUGAGACAUUUAAGCAUAGAUUGGACUAAUUGGAACAUCAUUUCCCCCCCCCCCCCCCCCCCUCAGACUUGACCUAGCCCUGCUGGCCUUUUGCAAGGCAUUAAAAAUUUGGUUUUGCCAUAAUUGCCAUCAAGCCUGGGGCUCUAAUACUAUGGGCCAUUUUGUAGUUAUUUGGAGUGUGCGAUGUUAUGACUGUUCUCUGCUAUUUUAUGCUAUUUAUAUUUCCUUAUGACUUUAAUUAUUUUUACUGUUUUUAUUCUGUUUUAACUGUUAGCUACCCAAUCAUUUAUAUGACAUGGUCAGCCAUAUAAAUUAAAUAAAUUUAGAAAUUCAUUUGGAAUCUUGCCAUCCAGAUGAAAAUCCAAAUGAAGAUGCUUCAAAGAUUUAAAAAUUAUUUUUAUAUCUUAAUUUAUACCCUACUUUCAUAUAUUACUAUAAGCUAACACUAUACAAUUGGCUUUGGGAUACUCCAUUAGAAAUUUUAUGCAUUAAGAAUGAAUGUAUUAAUUCCAAUCUCUUAAAUAUUCCAACUGAAAUUUUAUGUAUUAAAAAUAAACAAUAUGUUAAUGAG
Pantherophis guttatus is the source of this 3626-nucleotide messenger RNA. RefSeq names its product serine rich and transmembrane domain containing 1 (gene SERTM1). The record is from RefSeq and is a predicted model, not a curated record. Lineage: Eukaryota; Metazoa; Chordata; Lepidosauria; Squamata; Colubridae. Gene Ontology annotation, cellular component: intracellular membrane-bounded organelle.